GUCCUCCCCGAGGUUGUAGGCCGAAUACACAGCACCUCAACUACCCAUUGCGCUGAGACAUCUCUCUGUCUGAUUACUACCCCAAAGGCAUUGCAACAUGACGUCCAGCAACCAGGUGCUGUAUGCUGUGGAGAGGAACGGCAUCAGUCAACUUGCCCAAGUCCUCCAACGACGACCUGAUGGCCAGGUCUACGUCCACUAUGAAGGUGCGGACAAGCGCAUGGACGAAUGGCUACCUGGAGAAGACCUGCAACUCGUGGACCCUGACACGCUCCCCGAGAGCCAGACCCGCGCUCGGAAGCGUAAACGCCAAUCCAGCCAUGUUGACCUGCGUCAGAACCCUCCAAUACUAGAAGAACCUCUCUCCAGCAACGUCGGCCCUUCAACGAUGGAGUAUGUCUCGGAGAGCCUUGAAGACAUCUCAGAAGCGGUUAUGGAGGGAACCAAGUCGCUGGCCGAUAGCGGUCUGACGGAAGAAGAAUUCGACCUCCAACACCACAAGCAAAUCACCGCAAAACGCAACUUUGACAAGGUUAACUUCGCAGGGUAUCAGAUCAAGACAUGGUAUUUCUCCCCAUACCCCCUGACCGACUCCGAACUCGAAGACCCAGCUCAACUCAAUCCAUUGACAACGACUUCCUACCCGCGACGUCCUUCUGCUACCUCUUCCUCAACAAACCCAUCGAAAUCUUCCCAAAGCUCACCCGACCCUACCGUUCCUAUCAAAGCACCAACCAAAGGCCUGGCUGCGGCGGGCAAGAGUGUCGUUGGCUCCAAGAUACCCGGCGUACCACGCACGAGUGUCCGAACACAUGGCCGCACCUCCGAUUUAUUUGCCGGAGGACUCACCCGCUCGCAUCUUCAAGGCGAAAAUUCGCUUUUAUGGGUGUGCGAUAGGUGCUUCAAGUAUAUGUCGGAUGGAGGUUCAUGGGAGCUACACGCCAAACGGUGCGACAAACGGCAUCCUCCUGGCGAGAAAGUCUAUCAACGAGGCGCGCAUAUAAUCUGGGAGGUAGACGGGGCAAAGGAAAAGCUGUACUGUCAAAACCUUGCAUUGUUUGGGAAACUUUUCAUUGACGUCAAGACAAUAUUCUUCGACUGCGAUAAUUUCCUCUUCUACAUCCUAACCGACGCCGACUCUCAACGCGACCAUGUUAUCGGGUUUUUCUCCAAAGAAAAGGUUUCGUACGAUGACUACAACCUCGCAUGCAUAGUUGUUCUUCCUCCCUAUCAGCGAAAGGGUUAUGGAAUGCUCCUCAUUGAAUUUAGCUACGAACUUUCGCGAAGGGCUGGUAAAGUCGGCACGCCAGAACGGCCUUUGUCAGAUUUGGGUCUCAGAAGCUACCUCACCUACUGGGUCGGCACUCUCAUCCGAUUCUUCAGACGUCUCUUGAAUAUCUUGCCUCCCGAUAUUCAGGUUAAUUCCAUUGGAGGCCUCCCAAACCUUAACAGCUUUGCUACCGUAACACCGAAUGGUGAGCGGAAAAAGAAGCAGCUUAAAGGAUGGGCAGGCGAAAUUGACGGUACAUCUACCACAGGCUGGUGGUCCGACGAAACCAUCAACUCCCUCCGCACAAUUGAAAGCACCCCAAAUUUGGACGGAAGCGUGACAUCGCAUGUCGUCGUUCGCUGCACACUGGAGGAAAUUUCCCGUGCGACGAACAUGCGCGUAGAAGACUGCGCAUUUGCGCUCAACGAAUGCGGCCUCCUCGUCCGGCGACGAGUUACCACCGCUUCUGUGAUUAGGGAUAGCGAACCAGCUUCGGCUAGACCCACGCCGUCGCAAGUGGAUGGGGAGACCGAGGAGGUCGGCACGCUGAGGAACGAGGAACAGCUGAUGGUAGUCAUUACGCGUGAGGCCGUCGAGGCCGUUGCGGCGGAGAAGAAGGUCAAGCCUAUAUGCAUGUUGAGUCCGGCGCAUGUGUUGCUGUGACCGAAUGGACGCUUAUACCUUUUCAACUCAAUGCUAUGCUACUUUCCUACUAUACGAUGCUUCAUCUACUCCUGCCUCUGCUUUGGGGAUUAAUGUAUCCAUGGAUUUGCUCUUAUCGCCAUGUUUUACAAGCAUGGCCGUGAGGAGAUGACAGCCUAUAUGUGUUACGG
Coniophora puteana RWD-64-598 SS2 is the source of this 2103-nucleotide messenger RNA. Its product is annotated as acyl-CoA N-acyltransferase. The transcript is spliced from 10 exons. Bases 98 to 1933 code for a protein of 611 amino acids. Lineage: Eukaryota; Fungi; Basidiomycota; Agaricomycetes; Boletales; Coniophoraceae. Gene Ontology annotation, molecular function: histone acetyltransferase activity. Gene Ontology annotation, biological process: regulation of DNA-templated transcription. The record is from RefSeq and is a predicted model, not a curated record.